AUGGGAAGUAUGAAGGUGAGACGAAUGCUGAUGACGGUGGUGAGGACUGACGACUUUUAUGAUGCUGCUGAUGGUGGUGACGGUGAUGGUGGGGAAAAAAAGGCGAUGGAGAAAACUGCCAGACGGAGGAGCAAAGAAAAGACUUCGUUUGGUAGGAAAUCAUGUAAACCCGAGGGAAAGACCGGAAAAUGGAUGGUUGAUGUGUAG
Protopolystoma xenopodis is the source of this 207-nucleotide messenger RNA. Lineage: Eukaryota; Metazoa; Platyhelminthes; Monogenea; Polystomatidea; Polystomatidae. The record is from the annotation of a GenBank genome assembly.